AUGCAGAAGCCACACAAAGCGGAUACAAAACCCAAUCUGACCGCCAUCUUGUUUGGAGGACUGACAGCCAAGGAAAAUGAUCCUAAGAUGGCAGCGUCCAGCGCCAAAGGAGUCCUGGGCCCCCACAACAGCCGCAAACGCUUCCGGCCGCACUCCCUGUCCAGCUCCCCGGGGUCUGAGGAUUCGGCCAGUCCCUCCAGCUCUAAGAAAGCUGCGCUCCAUACACUCCGCCGGCCCCACACCAGGACGUCUCCCAGACUGCGCAGCAAGGACACGGGGGGCGCCAGAGAGUCAGCUGACACCAGGACAAAAUCCGGACUCCACAGCAGGGACACAGGGGGCAGCAGAGAGUCAGCCGACACCAGGACAAAACCCGGACUCCACAGCAGGGACACAGGGGGCAGCAGAGAGUCAGCCGACACCAGGACGUCUCCCAGACUCCACAGCAGGGACACGGGGGGCGCCAGAGAGUCAGCCGAUACCAGGACGUCUCACAGUCUCCACAGCAGGGACACGGGGGGCGCCAGAGAGUCAGCCGACACCAGGACAAAAUCCGGACUCCACAGCAGGGACACAGGGGGCAGCAGAGAGUCAGCCGAUACCAGGACGUCUCACAGUCUCCACAGCAGGGACACGGGAGGCGCCAGAGAGUCAGCUGACACCAGGACAAAACCCGGACUCCACAGCAGGGACACGGGGGGCGCCAGAGAGUCAGCCGAUACCAGGACGUCUCACAGACUCCACAGCAGGGACACGGGAGGCGCCAGAGAGUCAGCUGACACCAGGACAAAACCCGGACUCCACAGCAGGGACACGGGGGGCGCCAGAGAGUCAGCCGACACCAGCAUCAUCUCUGGCCCUGACCGGGACUACAUCCUGUUCAGCCCAGCACAGCAAGCAUCUAUUCUGGAGAAGCGGAACGGACACCAGCCGGGUGGCAUCGCCAACCUCUCCGUGUCCGUGCUGGCGCCCCCGUCUGGCCUUGACCGGUCACUGCUGGAUGCCAGCCUCACCGGAUCGGGCCUCCACAUGGCGGUGCCGGCCGAGCUGGCGGACAAGCUGCUGCUGGAGAGCUGGGGUCUGCCCCGCGCCGUCCUGGACACUUACGCCAGCCUGGGGGUCCGGCACAUGUUUGAGUGGCAGGCGGAGUGUCUGAUGAUGGGCCGGGUCCUGGAGGGCAAGAACCUGGUCUAUUCUGCUCCUACAAGUGCCGGGAAGACGCUGGUGGCCGAACUGCUGAUCCUGAAGAGAGUCCUGGAGACCCGCAGGAAAGCCAUCUUCAUCCUGCCCUUUGUCUCUGUCGCCAAAGAGAAGACCUUCUACCUGCAGAACCUGUUCCAGGAGGUCGGGGUCCGGGUUGGCGGGUACAUGGGCAGCUCCGCUCCAGCCGGUGGCUUCACCUCUCUGGACGUCGCCGUCUGCACCAUCGAGAAAGCGAACGGACUGGUGAACCGACUGAUCGAGGAGAAGAGGAUCAACAUGCUGGGUAUGAUGGUGGUGGAUGAGCUGCACAUGUUGGGGGAUUCGCACCGCGGUUAUCUGCUGGAGCUUCUCCUCACCAAGAUCCAGUACGUGACUCAGAAGACGGCCAAGGAGAGCGAUGGUGGUGCGGGGUCUAUGGAUGUGCAGAUUGUAGGGAUGAGCGCCACCCUGCCCAACCUCAGCCUCCUGGCGUCCUGGCUCCGGGCCGAGCUCUACCACACCGACUACCGCCCUGUGCCCCUCAAAGAGCGGAUCAAAGUCAACAAAACUUUAUACGACUCCUCCAUGACCCCGGUGCGAGAACUAGAGCCGAUCAUUCAAGUGAAGGGUGAUGACGACCAUAUUGUCAGCCUGUGCUAUGAGACGGUGCAGGGCGGCCAUUCCAUCCUCAUCUUCUGUCCAUCCAAGAACUGGUGUGAGAAGUUGGCGGAUACGAUCGCCCGCGAGUUCUACAACCUGUAUCAGCGGGCGGCGCAGGAGGCGGCGGGUGGCAGAGCUGAGCCGAGCGUCUCUCCGGUGGUCCUGGACAGGGACGGCAUACGGGACGUGAUGGGGCAGCUGAAGCGAUGUCCAGCUGGGCUGGACUCCAUUCUUAGUCGCACCGUUCCCUGGGGUGUGGCGUUCCAUCAUGCCGGACUGACGUUCGAUGAGCGCGAUGUGGUAGAAGGCGCCUUCCGGCAGGGGAUCGUCCGCGUCCUGGCUGCCACCUCCACCUUGUCAUCUGGGGUCAACCUCCCCGCCCGACGGGUCAUCAUCAGGUCCCCGCUAUUUAAUGGCCGACUCCUGGACAUCCUGACCUAUAAACAGAUGGCGGGAAGAGCCGGCCGCAAAGGGGUGGACACUGAAGGGGAGAGCAUCCUGGUGUGUAAGGCGGUGGAGCGAUCCAAGGGGAUGAGCUUACUGCAGGGGUCCCUGCGACCGGUCCAGAGCUGUCUGCAGCGGAAAGAGGGGUCGGGGGUCACCGGGAGCAUGAUCCGCGCCAUCCUAGAGAUCAUCGUGGGCGGCGUGGCGGACACGCCCAAUGAUGUGCGGACUUACGCCUCCUGCACCCUGUUGGCCGCGAGUCUGAAAGAGGAGGAAGAGGGGGAUGGGGAGGAGCACGGGGCCAUAGAGGCGUGUGUGGAAUGGCUGCUGAGGAACGAGUUCAUACAGGUGAUGGAGGAGGAGCGGGAUGGAGAGAAAGCGGAGGUUUAUCGCCCCACCAAGCUCGGCUCUGCCACCCUCUCGUCUUCGCUGUCGCCCUCUGAGGCUCUGGGGAUUUUUGCGGAUCUUCAGAGGGCAAUGAAAGGCUUUGUCCUGGAGAACGACCUGCACAUCCUGUAUCUGGUCACCCCCGUGUAUGAGGAAUGGGCGACCAUCGACUGGUACCAGUUCUUCUGCCUCUGGGAGAAGCUCUCCCUGUCCAUGAAACGCGUGGCCGAGCUGGUGGGGAUCGAGGAAGGCUUCCUGGCCCGCUCUGUGAAGGGGAAAAUUGUCGCCAAAAAUGACCGCCAGCAACGCCAGAUCGCCAUCCAUAAGAGGUUCUACACGAGUCUCGUCCUUUUGGAGUUAAUCAGUGAAGUCCCUUUAUCAGAACUGACUAAAAAGUAUGGCUGCAGUCGCGGUCAGCUCCAGUCCCUGCAGCAGUCCGCCGCCACCUACGCCGGGAUGGUGACGGUGUUCAGUAACCGCCUGGGUUGGCACAAUAUGGAGCUUCUCCUCUCUCAGUUCCAGAGCCGGCUCACCUUCGGUGUGCAGCGGGAGCUCUGCGAUCUGGUCCGCCUGGACCUGCUGAAUGCUCAGAGGGCGCGAGCUCUGUACAAUGCCGGAUUCAUUACUGUCAGCGAGCUGGCAAGAGGAAAUGUCAGCGACGUGGAGACGGCCCUGAAGAACGCGGUGCCCUUUAAGAGUUCCCGCAGAGCUGUGGAUGAAGACGAGGAAGCUGCCCAAGAGCGCCGUGCCGCACGAUGUAUCUGGAUCUCCGGAAGGAAGGGCCUUACGGAGCGGGAGGCGGCAGAGCUCAUCGUGGAGGAGGCACGGAGGCUGCUGAAGGAGGACCUGGCCAUGAUGGGGAUCCGGUGGAGUCCUGACACAAGCCUCGAUUCCACGUCUUCUGAGGACACGAGUGCAGAGUCCACCUCUGAGGCCCAGGAGAAGCUGCCGACCUCUGACAGGAAAUCCUCAGACGUCAUCCCUUCCCGUAAUGUGGAGAGUAGGGGUCCUGGGCCAAACUCCAAACUAGGGGGUAAUGGACUGGAAAGCCUGAGUAAAGCGGCAGCCGCAGAGUCCUCCGAUACCACAGGUGCUGGACACCUAGAGCCAAGUACAGAGAGCAUUAAGGAGAUAAAGGGUGAGGAGAUCAUCCUGGAAAGUUCUUCAGGAAAGCAUUCCAGGAGAGUAGAGGUUAAUACCUGUGAGGGGGCAUCAGUAGGCACCAGAGUAGAGGGCCCACCUAGUAAAUGUCCAGAUGACGGGAACCGCGCUGAUGCGGCCUCUGUUGUCAUUUUUAACACUGAUCACUUACAGUCCCAUGACAGUGGUCAAGGAUUGGGAUGUGACCCACUGGUUGUUGGUGAAGAUCCAUCAUCGAAAGGGAAGAAAGCAAAAGCAUGGGACCCCGAAAUAAGCGAGAAACCCAAUGGUCUCCUGAAGGAGAGUGCCGAUACAAAGACGUUCAGAGUCCCAACCAUCCAGCCUGCUUCCCUGUUUGUCAAUAACGCCCAACAAUCUGACUGUGAAGAUCUCACAGCCGCCAAGAACGCUGGUCCUGAGAUUAGUCUUGACAACAAUAGGACAAAUCCCAUAAAUGAACAAACGUCUAUCGUGAACAUGAACCCCAGUGUGUGCGGCGCGGACCCUCCUGGCAGCAGCCACUCUCCAGACUUGUAUGUCGCCUCCAGGACUUUCGAGGACAGUUUCCAGCUGGAUACUCAGACAGAGAAGUUAAUUCUGCAGCAGGUGCCCCAAGAACCCAAGAGGGAGCAGGGUGGGGCAGAUGUGACCCUGGCAGCUGUUCUGCCGACAGAUGGACUAAGCCAGGCCAGGACCGGACGUGGUGGUGGUGGUGGUGUAACCACGGCAAAUAGUGAGGAUUCAGACCAAGCAGAGCUCAACCAGGAGACAGAGAACUCUGUACAGAAGCCACUAGAUCAACCCAACAAGCAGAGUCCACCAGCAGGAGGAAGGGAUCUGUCUCUCACCGAUACACAACUCCAGGUUUUGCUCCAGUCCUACCACACGCAGGUGAAGAGUGAAGAUGGCAGUGCAGGUCCCAACACUCAUGUAGCGUCUCCUCCAAAGCAAGACGCCUCUGAAGAUAAUAAUGAUCCAGGACAACUCGAGGUGAAGGAGACCAGUCUGAACAUGAGCGAUAGCUUCCUAUUUGACAGCUUCAAUGAUGAUCUUGGUUUCUGCUCUAAGCUAGAAGAACCCGAACUUCUUUCUGUGUCUGAUGUCAAGAACGAAGACACGAAGCCUCAGGAGAAGGACCCCGAUCUCCUCCAAAUAAUUCCAGAGGCACAGAAAUAUGACGAAGGGUCCAUAAUGUUCUCUCAGCUGGAUUCUUUUCAGAUAGUUGAGGUUCUAGAUCACAUAGAUCAACAGCAGGAAGAGGAACACACAAGGCCAGAAGUGCCAGAUCCUGGGGCAGAAAACAGAGAAAAUAAGAAAGCGGUGAAGAUGGGAUCAGAGUGGUGUGACCUCUCCUUCAGCCUAACUCAGGGAAUGCAGGAGAUUUUAGAUCAGUGGCCAAAUGUCACGACCAUUGGUGGAUCCAACGGUGACCCAGGAGAUCCCGAUCAAAAGAUGUGCAUUGAAAAGGAGCAAGACGUCUGUGGACCAUAUCCUGGAAACGUUCUACACACUCCCUCCGCUGACCACCGCUAUAUAGACGUCAACACCCAUAAUUCUACUCCAAAUCCCGCAUCUGAAAGCGGCCAACAACCCAACUCCAGACCUGAGAGCAGAACAGACCUGGUCCCCUCCACUCCUCCUAGUGCCUGUACUUCCAGAGUAACUUUCCUGUCCUCUAUGAGAUCGGGCAUCAAGAAACCAAGACUGGACUCCAUGAAUGACCUGAGUUUCCUGUCCCAAGACGCUGACCAACUGUUUGGGUCACAGAGUGAAGUUCUGGACAAUCGGGCAGAAGAUCCUGGAGAUGGCUCCGUCAUUGCCGAGGACUUCUCCUUGCAGCUGUCUCAGGACUCGUCCAGCACUCAGGGGUUUGGUAUCAUUGAUGUGGCCAGUGACAGUACCCUCUUCCAGACAUUUCUGAAGGAAUGGAAGAACCAGAAGAAGUUCUCCUUGUCCUUGGCCUGUGAGCGGAGAACCGGGGCGUCCUCCUCCAGAUCCUACAUUGGGGGGAGGUUUAAACAAGUGCGGUCACCAGGAAAGGGUCAAGCCAAGGAAGAUGAUGGCCUCCACAUCCUGGGCUGGGACGACAUCCUGCUGGUGGGCCUAGCUGUGUGCUGGGGCGGGAAGGACGUCUAUUACCUGUCCCUACAGCAAGAGCAGGACCAGUCAGACAUAAGUUCCAGCCUGGCCCCUCCCCCUCUGGACCAGAACCUGUCCGUCAAGGAGCGGCUGUGGUAUCUGCAGUCCACAGUGCAGCAGAUGCGCCCCCCGGAGGUUGUCAUGUAUGACUUCAUUGAGCAGUACAAGGCGCUGGUCCUAGGCUGUGGAGCCGCCAUCAAUGGAAACUUCCAGGACCCAAAGGUCGCCUGCUGGUUAUUGGAUCCGAGCUCCAAGGAGCGAACGCUUCACAACAUGGUGACAAACUUCCUCCCACAAGAGCUCCCCCUACUGGAUGGGAUAAGUAGUGGUCAGGGGGUGCAGAGCCUGGGCCUCAGUGCCAUUAGUGACCAGUCCGGACGUUACCGUGCCGCCAUAGAGUCUGUCUUGGUCUUCAGCGUCAUGAGCACAUUAUACCACGUACUGGAGAAGGAGAACCUGCACGGGGUCUUCAGCAGGGUGGAGAUGCCAUCACACUACUGCCUGGCGCUGCUGGAGCUGAAUGGCAUCGGCUUCAGCACUGAGGAGUGUGAGACCCAGAAGCACAUCAUGCAGGCCAAGCUGAACGAGCUCGAGGCCCAGGUGUACCAGCUCGCAGGGCACAGCUUCUCCCUCACCAGCCCCGACGACGUGGCCCAGGUUCUGUUCAUUGAACUUAAACUUCCCCCGAAUGGAGAUCUGAGGGGUCCGGGAAACAAGAAGUCUCUGGGGUACACCCGGCGGCCAGCGCUGAAGGGGAACAGAGUGCGACUCGGCAAACAGUUCAGCACCACAAAGGACGUUUUAGAGAAGUUGAAGCCUCUGCACCCGCUGCCGGGACUGAUCCUGGAAUGGAAGAGAAUCACCAAUGCCAUGACCAAGGUGGUGUACUCACUGCAGCGCGAGAAGACCUUCUGCCAUCACCUGAACAUGGAGCGGAUCUACCCUGUGUCCCAGACUCACACCGCCACAGGCAGGGUGAGCUUUACUGAGCCCAAUAUCCAGAAUGUGCCCAAGGACUUUGAGAUCGAGAUGCCGCGUCUGGUUGGAGAGAGCCCGCCAUCACAGGCCGCCGCCUCCACCGUCUUCUCCAAGCAGCGGGGUAAGAAGACCCUUCACAGGGCGGUGGUGCCGGUGGAGCAGAUCCCGCUGGAGAAGGGGAUGUCUUUUUCGGUGAGCAUGCGGCACGCCUUCGUCCCAUUUGCAGGGGGGCUGAUCCUGGCCGCAGAUUACUCUCAGCUGGAGCUGCGGAUCCUCGCCCACUUAUCCCGCGAUCGUCGCCUUAUCCAGGUGCUGAACAGCGGCUCAGACGUCUUCAGGAGCAUCGCAGCCGAGUGGAAGAUGAUGGAGCCGGACGCUGUGACGGACAGUAUGAGGCAGCAUGCCAAACAGAUUUGUUAUGGAAUCAUCUAUGGAAUGGGGGCAAAAUCCCUGGGCGAACAAAUGGGGAUAGAGGAGGAGGACGCCGCCUGUUACAUCGAGUCCUUCAAGGCCCGGUACACAGGUAUUCAGCGGUUUCUGAAGGAGACGGUGAAGAAUUGCGCAGUCAGAGGGUUCGUACAGACCAUCCUGGGCCGCCGCCGAUACCUGCCGGCCAUCAAGGACCCCAAUCACCACGCCAAGUCUCAUGCGGAGCGUCAGGCUGUGAACACCACCGUGCAGGGCUCCGCCGCCGACAUCGUCAAGACCGCCACCGUGAACAUCCAGCACCGCCUGGAGGAGGCCUUCCCCUCCGCACCCCGAUCCCACGGUCACCGGACACUUCCCCGGCUGACAGGACAAUCCAUGAGAAAAGAGAAUCCUUCCCCCCCGAGACGCGGAGGCUUCUUCAUCCUGCAGCUGCACGACGAGCUCCUGUACGAGGUGGCGGAGGACGACGUCAUCCAG
Molecule: messenger RNA, 7836 nt
Organism: Hyla sarda
Lineage: Eukaryota; Metazoa; Chordata; Amphibia; Anura; Hylidae
Gene: POLQ
Product: DNA polymerase theta
Exons: 29
Biological process (GO): DNA-templated DNA replication; double-strand break repair via alternative nonhomologous end joining
Molecular function (GO): ATP binding; DNA-directed DNA polymerase activity; DNA binding
Source: RefSeq, a predicted model, not a curated record